AAUAAUCGGACAAGCAGACACUCACACGUGGUUAAUAUCUAAAUGCAGAUGCAGGAAAGUGCAUGUGGAUGCGCCGUGAAACUGCUUGAAAUUGACUGCCUGGCUACGGCGGGCUUGAAUGAGUGUAUAUCGGAGUAAAGAGACGGGUUUAGUUUGUGAGUAGACAGCUGAGAGAGCGGUGUUGGCUCCUCUCCGCUCAACUAAAAAUAUAAAAACCAUGAUUUUUCCAAUAUAACACUGACAUCACUACACACUAGAAAUGUUGAGUUUAACCCCCCGUGAGAUCCUACGAUCUAUGCAUGUUGAUCCUUUAUCUAAAACUCCGUACUCAGAUGCAACACAGACGAAGAAGCACAAGAAGAACUACGUGAAGAGACCGAUGAAUGCGUUCAUGGUUUGGUCCCAGCUGGAGAGAAGGAAGAUUAUAAACAGGAACCCAGAUUCUCAUAAUGCUGAGAUAUCCAAGAACCUGGGGAAAACCUGGAGAACCCUCUCCGAGGAGGAGAGACAACCCUUCAUAGAUGAGGCUGAGAGGUUAAGAUUACUCCAUCAGAAGGAGUAUCCAGAUUACAAGUAUAAACCAAAGAAGAAGGGAAAGGUUGUGAAUGUAGUUAAACCAAAACCAUCACGAGCUCAACCAACCAUCUCCUCUAAACCAUCCUUCUCCUUGAACAAGCUGAGGAAACUAAACAACAACAAGAAGAGCGUGUCCUCUCUACUGAAGGAGGAGACCAAGGAGGAAAUUAUUUACGAGAUAGAUUUUUAUCAAUCCGGAGCUACUAGUCCUUCCUCCUUCUUAGCUUCAGAGGAACAAUUGAGCCCGGAGUAUAUCCGUCUUACAGACUCUCCUGAACCUACUCCUUGCGGCCCAGAUAUUCUCCAAGUUUCAACACAGAAUUUGGUUUGGGUAUCUUCUUCCUCCUCCUCCUCCUCUUCUUCCUCUUCCCCUCCUAGUCAACCCUCCUUCAGUUCUCAAAUAUCUCGAACCCCCUCCUUUACGUCCGAGAUAUCUCUGACCCCCUCCUACUCCCCUGAUCUAUCUAGAGCCCCCUCCUGGUCUCCUGGAGGGGUAAGAGUGCCCCUGAGCCCCCCCUGCCUAAGUCCUGCUGGGUUCGACCCUCACUCCAUUUACGAAGAAAGUGAUAAAUAUUCACGGAGCAAUAAAUCCGGUGAACCGAACCAGGUUCUACUAAAAUUCGAUCGUAAAACUUCAUCAGCUAGCAGCCAGCAAUAUCUAGAGCUAACCCAACACAACCAACUACAAUCAAACCUGUCCCAGUACCAUUCUACCAACCCGGAGAAAUGGGAGAUGAUCAAACAAGAGAGUCUAAGUCUGAAAACUGAACCACAAUCGAAUCUCAAGGAGCCCCCAUACUCUACCUACCUCCCGGAGCUAGAGCUCAAGCAGGAGGACGAACUCUUCGAACUCCAGGAUAUCACAGACCUACUUGAGGUCCCGGAGCAGGGACUUCGAACCCUGGAACCCUGGGAAGUUGGCUCCGGUAACUCUGGAUAUCCUCACUUUGAGUUUUCCGGAGAAAUGUCGGAGAUGUUGACAGGAAUCGGAGUCAAGAACGAAUUUGACUGGAUGGAAAACUUAAUUCGUCUUUAGAAUCCAGCACAGUCCCUUUAAAGUUUCCAUCGGUUCUUGUGUGAUGUAUCUACCAUCUUUUUAUACUUAUAUCCUCCGGCUCUUGCAGCAUGAAAAAAUUUAACAAAUUAUAUUUGGAAAUUGGAAUCAUUUGUGGAUCAAACUAUUGGUGCUCAACAAGCCAACCUUCCUCCACCUUCCCUACAAAUACAUACAUAUAGAGAUAUUUUAAAUGUUUUCAUAAAUAGAUAAUUUUAUAUCAAAUAUUUACAGUCGUGAAUACUGCCCUAUCUUGCACAUAAACACAGGCCAAAGAUCGGUGAAUAAAAGCUUUGAAACAACAAAUUUUAAAUUAUAAAUUUAGAAAUUAGAAAGUUGAGAACUCCCAAAGUUUUCAUUUGUAAAUGGUCAGACAGUGCAAAAUUCGAGUUUAGUUUGUUUUGACUAUAAUUUUCUGCACACUGUUGCCAAAAUUACAACGUACUAUUUUGCAAACUUUGGGUGCUCAUUUUCGCAAUAAAUAAAUUGGCAAAGUUUUGCAAACAUCCCCGAUCUUAGACCUAUAAAAUAUAUUGUAGAGUUUAAAAAAUUCAAUUUUUACCUUUUAAAAUAUUUAUUCGUU
This is a messenger RNA of Eurytemora carolleeae, 2213 nucleotides long. RefSeq names its product transcription factor Sox-7. Gene Ontology annotation, biological process: anatomical structure morphogenesis; cell differentiation; regulation of DNA-templated transcription. Gene Ontology annotation, molecular function: RNA polymerase II cis-regulatory region sequence-specific DNA binding; DNA-binding transcription factor activity, RNA polymerase II-specific. The coding region runs from base 260 to 1612 and encodes 450 amino acids. Lineage: Eukaryota; Metazoa; Arthropoda; Copepoda; Calanoida; Temoridae. The transcript is spliced from 3 exons. The record is from RefSeq and is a predicted model, not a curated record.